CGCCUGUUCAUGCUCCUCGAGUCUUCUCAGAUAACUCGCAGAGUCGCCUUCUCUCCCCUUCACUCGCUGUGAUGAUGGACAUCUUCUCGUCCAGUCGGCAAGAUGCUGCCUCUAGCUCUGCUUCGGCGCCAGCCCCUGCACCUCUCCUACCCAUCAUCUUCUGCGGUCCAGGAUCCAACCUCUACCCCCUUUGUGACCCUUCUUCCUCCUCCUCGUCAUCAACAACAGAAUCACUUCCCAAGGCGAUUCUUCCCGUCGCUAACCGACCUCUGAUAGCAUACCCUCUGCAGCAUCUGGCCUCUGCUGGCUUCAAGCGGGUACUCGUCGUCGCCCCUUCCACUCAACAUCGGGCGAUUGAGGUAGCUCUCAAAGGCCUUAGGCUGCAAGUGCCCCAUGUCAGUGAAGGCAAGGCGACGGGCGGCGCCAAGGACAACAGCAAAGGCGGUGCGAAUAUGACUGAUGAGACAAACAUUGCUGUUGUUGAUGGACUGUCCGCGGCUGUGACAAGCAAGGCCGCCGCUGCGCCUUCGGGGCCAAGUGCAGCGAUGCGAGUAGAGCUCAUCCCCCUGGGCCCAUACGAUGUGAAGGGGGCUGGUGAGAUCAAGGGGGAUGCAGGGCAGGAUGGCAGUGAUCAAUUGGAGUUCAGAAGAGUGGCAAGACCCGGCACAGCGGAACUGCUACGAUGGCUCGCCCACAUUGGGAAGCUUGAGUCCGACCCUCUGGUACUCCCAGUAGACUUCAUAGCCCCUUCGCUGCCAAUAUCGUCCUUCCUGCUGUCCUACUACUCUGCAAGCAACCCUGCACCGCCUACUGUCAUCAGCCUCCUCUAUGAGCGCGGGGCGGGAGAGUCUGUAGGCAGAGAGAGGGAGAAGGAAGCACCUCCACGAACGCUCGCUGCAUACUCUCACGCUUCCCCCGCCACCUCGAGCUGCUCAUCCUCGAGCUCAUCCUCCUUAUCAGACGGCCUCUCCACCCACUCCCUACUACUCCUGUCCGAGCUACCCUCUGGCUCGACGCUGGAUGUGCGCCUUUCUCUACUCAAGGCACACCCGCGGACCCGCUUCAGCACCAAUCUGCUGGACUCGCACAUCUAUAUCCUCCGGAGAGAUCAGAUCGUGCCCUUGCUCAAUGCUAGGAAGGACUUCACAAGUCUUCGAGAGCACGUCGUGCCCUUUGUAGCCAAAGCAGGCUGGCAGACUGGCUUGAUCGACAAGGUCGGAUGGGGUCAGCUCAUGCGAGAGGAGGCAAAGAAGAAGCACGGCCGGUCGGGGUACGACGAGGUGGAAGAAGGUCUGGGCGAUGUUUCGAUAGGAGGGGAAGCGGGUGGGCUGAUGCAAUUGGCCUUUCAGAGGAGUUCACUUGCGCUGCCAACGGCAUCGCCUACCCGGCCAGAGCACGAUGCGAUUCGGGCUGUGACGGUCGUCGCUCGUCUCGAAGACGAGACUGCCUCUGCCUCUGCCGCGCCAGUGCCAGAGCAGCCGUCAAAGGGAGGCAAGCGACAGGACGGGCCCGGCGCUUCCAAGGGCGGUAGUGUUCCUCAAGAGCCUGCCGUAGUGGAGCGCUUCUUCGCUCGAGCCAACACCCUCCCUACUUACCUGGAGAGCAAUCGCUUCUUGCUGCGAUCUCUGUUCACAAUUGGCCAAUCUCUCGUCGCGGCCGGUGGCGGCGCGAGGGGGACGCUACCUUUUCCUCUACCAGCUGUGCUGCCCAGCACUAGUACAACGGCGGCGGCUAGCACUAGUGCCGGCCUCUCCGCCGGACCCACCACCCACGAAAUCUCCCCAUCCGCACAAGUUUCUCCAGAUACCUUGAUUCCUCUUCUGGCUACCACUGGUACAGACGAAGAUCCACGCGCCCUGCUGACCAUCUCCGACCGAGCCUCCCUCAAGCGCUCCCUCCUCGCUGUCAAUGUGCACCUAUCGCGCAACGCCAAAGUCUCUGGCUCCAUCCUGAUGGAGGGCUGCUCCAUCGGCGAGGGUGCCAAGCUGGACAAUUGCAUCGUGGGACCUGGGGCGCGCGUGGGAGAUGGGUGCAACCUGAAGGAUGUGGAUCUGGGACCGGGGGCAAAGGUCAGUGGGAAGAAGGAUGUCAAGGGAGAGAAGAUUGCAAAGGGCGAGCAAGGAGAGGAUGAUGAGGAGAGUGGAGAUGAAGGUAGCGAGGAUGAAGAUUGAGAGGUCUUGUAUGUACCUUGGAGAGUGCGGGUGUCAGAUGACGAUCAUGACAUAGAGAGAUACCAACAGGAAUCUGUGUAUAGUACUGAUAGCGGCUGUUCGCCCACAAUAGGUUGCUCGUACCCAGACUACGGUAUGUGCUCAGAUGAAGGCGAUUGAAGCGAACAAGGAGAACAGAGGGAUACUAGUAUACACACGAACCAAGUAGGGGUUUGAGUUGCAAUCAAAGCUUCGACUCUGGGAGCGAAGGAGGUACGUAAUCGGAGAUGUGCUUGGAGCGCACCUUUGCCAACUCCUCCUCGCUCACGGGUCUCACUUCGCUAGCGAGAUCAUACCCAA
Messenger RNA from Microstroma glucosiphilum, 2510 nucleotides. RefSeq lists its product as hypothetical. The record is from RefSeq and is a predicted model, not a curated record. The transcript has 2 exons. Gene Ontology annotation, biological process: cytoplasmic translational initiation. Gene Ontology annotation, cellular component: eukaryotic translation initiation factor 2B complex; guanyl-nucleotide exchange factor complex. Bases 72 to 2171 code for a protein of 699 amino acids. Gene Ontology annotation, molecular function: translation initiation factor activity; guanyl-nucleotide exchange factor activity. Lineage: Eukaryota; Fungi; Basidiomycota; Exobasidiomycetes; Microstromatales; Microstromataceae.